Messenger RNA from Paramecium primaurelia, 922 nucleotides. The record is from the annotation of a GenBank genome assembly. Lineage: Eukaryota; Ciliophora; Oligohymenophorea; Peniculida; Parameciidae.
AUGCUCAGAAAGAACGUAAGACUUAGAAAGGAGUAUCUCAUGAGGAUAGAGGAUGAAAAAAGAGCAAAAUAGAAGUAUGAUAACAAAAUGAGAUUAUUGAAUGCUGAGAUUGAAAGGAAAAAUGUUCCAACUGACCUUUAUAGAGAUGAAGAAAAUCUAAGAAAAGAAAUUAAUGCAUAAGAUGAUAAUACUAUAGGUUAAUAAACAAAAUUAUUUGUUAGUGCCAAGAACUCAUUUAGAUGAUGAAUAUGCUAUGAGUUUUUAUAGAGAACCUCAGAUUGCAUUGACUACAAGUAGAUCUCCAUCUUAAAGAUUGGUCACUUUAAUGAAAGAGAUGGGAUUAAUAUUCCCUAAUUGUACAAGAGUCAAUAGAGGUGCUCUGGUGGUUAAGGAUCUCGUAACUCAUUGUUAACAAAAAAAUUAUUCAGAUCUUAUAAUUGUUCAUGAACAUAGAGGAGAACCUGAUGGAUUAAUCAUAUCCCAUAUGCCCUUAGGUCCAACUAUUUAUUUUGGAGUUAAAAAUGCUGUCUUGCGUCAUGAUUUAGAUGUACGAGCAGGUUAUUUAACAUUAUUAUCAUAGAUCCUUUAUCUGAACAAUAUCCUCAUUUGAUUUUUGACAAUUUCUCAACUAAAUUAGGAGAAAGAGUAAUUACCAUAUUGAAACAUUUAUUUCCAGUCCCAAAAAUAGAUAGUAAAAGAGUCCUUACAUUUCAUAAUGAAAAUGGAGUGAUUUAAUUUAGACAUCACACUUAUUAGAAAUCAUUUAAUCAAGUUGAUUUAAAUGAACAAGGUCCAAGAUUUGAAUUAAAACCAUAUAAAAUAACCUUAGGUACAAUUGGAUAAAAGGAAGCCAUAGUAGAAUGGUAAUUAAGAACCUUUAUUAACACAGCUGGUAAAAAAAGUGUAUUAUGAAAUUGUAUGU